AAACCCGGUAGUGGGGAGUAUGGCGGCUGUGACCGAUCUGCAGCGGCUACAGGCGGGUGUGGAGGAGCUGGAGCGCUGGGUGUAUGGACCAAGCGGGGCGCGGGGCUCGCGAAAGGUGGCUGAUGGCCUGGUCAAGGUACAGGUGGCUUUGGGGAAUAUUUCCAGCAAGAGAGAGAGGGUGAAGAUUCUGUACAAAAAGAUUGAAGACCUGAUCAAAUACCUGGAUCCUGAGUACAUGGACCGAAUUGCCAUACCCGAUGCUUCUAAGCUGCAGUUCAUCUUAGCAGAGGAGCGGUGGCUCCUCUCCCAGGUGGCGCUACUGCAGCAGGUGGAGGCCUUGGUGCCCAUGCUGGACAGCCCUCCCAUCAAAGCGCGUUGUGUUUUACAGCCGUUCCUGAGCAUGCCGCCCGCCUGCAGCACUUGGCCCAGAUCCAUAUCCAGCAGCAGGACCAGUGUGUGGACGUCACCGAGGAGUCCAAGGCCCUCCUGGAGGAAUACAACAAGACCACAAUGCUACUCUCCAAGCAGUUUGUGCAGUGGGAUGAGCUGCUUUGCCAACUCGAGGCUGCCAAGCAAGUGAAGCCAGCGGAGGAGUGACCACCGCUUGCUGCCGUCCUGGGGCAGCCAGGACAGCUGGACUCCAGCCUGGGGCCAAUCUGCCCUUGUAAUAGGGCAGAGGGCGCUUGCUUUUCCUAUUUAUUGGAUUCAUAGCCCACCUGAGCCAUUCAGGGGUGGAGCACUGAAGUCACAGGUCUGGGACUACUGAGAUUUGAGAUCUGUAACACUGACUACCUAGCCAGUGCCCUAAUUCCAGGGAAAAUAAAUUAUAAGCGAUCCUGGA
Echinops telfairi (small Madagascar hedgehog) is the source of this 841-nucleotide messenger RNA. It is a transcript of the gene DCTN3, whose product is annotated as dynactin subunit 3. Gene Ontology annotation, cellular component: dynactin complex. Gene Ontology annotation, biological process: cytoskeleton-dependent cytokinesis. The record is from RefSeq and is a predicted model, not a curated record. The transcript has 7 exons. Lineage: Eukaryota; Metazoa; Chordata; Mammalia; Afrosoricida; Tenrecidae. Bases 20 to 580 code for a protein of 186 amino acids.